Molecule: messenger RNA, 1005 nt
Organism: Exophiala xenobiotica
Lineage: Eukaryota; Fungi; Ascomycota; Eurotiomycetes; Chaetothyriales; Herpotrichiellaceae
Exons: 2
Coding region: 1-1005 (334 amino acids)
Cellular component (GO): mitochondrion
Molecular function (GO): oxidoreductase activity
Source: RefSeq, a predicted model, not a curated record
AUGUCCAGCAAAGUCCCCACGACAAUGCGAGCCUGGCAAUAUACCAGCGCCAAACCCCUAGACAACAAUCUCCGUCUUAAUGCUUCCGCCGCCAUACCAACUCCAAAACCCGACCAAUAUCUCCCAGCCGAAAUCCCACUCGUCAAUCGCCUGGCGAUUCGCAAACCAGCCACUCCCGGCCUCGACUUCGCUGGCUAUGUGGUCAAAGCUCCCACGGACUCGACACUGAAGCGCGGCCAGCUCGUAUUCGGCGCGGCUGGAACAUCUCCCUUGGCCGGGGGAGCCCUGGCUGAGUUCGCGAUCACCCAGAAGAAUCAAAUUGUCGCCCUUCCUGACGGCGUCGACCCAAUCUCGGCGGCUACGACGCCUGUAGCCAGUCUCACGGCGUACCAAACAAUAGUUCCACACGUCAAGCAUGGCGACAAGAUAUUCAUCAAUGGCGGCUCAGGUGGCACCGGGGUCUUUGGGAUUCAGGUCGCGAAGGCUGUGGGCUGCUAUGUCACUACAACUUGCUCAACCCCUAAUGUUGAACUCUGCAAGAGUCUUGGAGCAGAUGAGGUCAUCGACUAUCGGCAACAAAAUGUGCUCGAAGCAUUGAAGGCAUCCGGGCACAAGUUCGACCACGUCGUGGACAAUGUUGGCCAUGACAUGAACCUGUACUGGAAAUGCCACCAGUACACCAAGCCAUCAGCCAUGUACAUCUUCGUCGCAAGUGACCUGUCUUUGGGUUCCAUCGCCAACAGUCUGAAGCGGAGGUUUUGGCCCGGUUUUUUAGGUGGAGGAAAACGAAAGGUCUCGGGGUUCUUCACCCAGCCGAAGGUCGACCAAUUGGAACGCAUAGGGGCAUGGAUGAAGCAAGGAAAGAUCAAGCCUAUCAUUGACCAGCAGUUCUCAUUCGAGCAGGCUCCGAAGGCGUUCGAGAGACUAAAGACCGGACGCGCCAGGGGCAAGAUCAUUGUUCAAGUUUCCUCAGACACGUCCCGGAAGGCAUGGCCUGAGGAGUGA